Messenger RNA from Camponotus floridanus (Florida carpenter ant), 1631 nucleotides. RefSeq names its product lysosomal aspartic protease. The record is from RefSeq and is a predicted model, not a curated record. The coding region runs from base 230 to 913 and encodes 227 amino acids. Gene Ontology annotation, biological process: proteolysis. NCBI's taxonomy places the organism in Eukaryota, Metazoa, Arthropoda, Insecta, Hymenoptera, Formicidae. The transcript has 8 exons. Gene Ontology annotation, molecular function: aspartic-type endopeptidase activity.
CAGUGUUAAGAGCAGAGUUAGUAAGAGAACACCUUAUUUUUCUGCGGAUCUCGUCAUAAAGUUUUGAAAGACACUCUUCGUUCGAAUUUUUAUGAAUCGGGACUUCAGAAAUGAAUAAAUUCUGAAAUAUGUUUCGCCUUUUUGCGAUAGUGACGAUACUCUUUAUGACGACUGACGCGCAAUUGGUGAGAAUGUUCUUUAUGUUCUUUCAAGUGUUCCAUCGUACAAGAUGGAUUACAAUCAAACUUCGAAAAAAGUUGAUAUCAAGUUGCAAGAAAUUUCUUUGUUAAAUGAUAAUCUUCCAUCAGUACGUUUGACUAAUUUUAAAAACGUGAUUUACUAUGGCUUCAUUAAAAUUGGAACUCCACCGCAAGAAUUUAAAAUUAAAUUUGUUUUGGAUUCCACACAUCUUUGGGUGUUCUCCAAAAAGUGCAUAAUCUCUGGUUGUUCACGACAUAAUCAAUAUGAUGGAAUGAAUUCCUCCACAUGUAUACCAAAUAAUAUGAUGGCUAAUAUAAAAUACGCCGAUUACAUAAUUGGUGGAUACCUAUCUACUGAUGUAGUAAAUGUUGGCAAUCUCAAUGUGAAGAAUCAUACAUUUACGGAAGCAGUAUACUUAUCACAUGGACAUAUAUUUGAUGCAUUUGGCGACCAAGAACUUGAUGGUCUCGUCGGCCUGCUCUCUUCCAAAUUAUAUUAUGGUAGAAUAACGUCUGUCUUUGACGACAUGAUUAAACAAGGUCUAGUGUCAUCACACAUUUUGAGUUUUUAUCUAAAUAGAAACACUUCAGCCGAUUUAGGUGGUAAAUUGAUAUUCGGUGGUUCCGAUCCUGCUUAUUACGAAGGAGAUUUGACAUAUAUUCUGUUACUAACAAAAAGGACUUGCAAUUUACCAUUGACAGUAUCCAAAUAAAUGAUUUAAUUUUGUGCGAGAGAAGCUGCCAAGCUGCCAUUGACCCAAGUCUUUGGCAAAUAACUGGACCACGAUUUGAUAUUGCACAUAUUUAUGAAUCUAUUAGAAAUAAUCCACGGGGAGUAGUGGACUGCGAUCGAAUUUUCCAAUUGCCUACAAUCAGAUUUAAUUUGAGUGGUAAGACGUUCAAUCUUACCGGUAAGGAUUACAUCAUUCGGCAUCCAGAUGAUGAAAGUAUAUGUCUAACCGUCUUCUCGAAACAUGAUGCAAAACCUGGCAGUAAAAUAGAAUGGAUUCUGGGAAUGCCAUUUAUUGGCCGUUACUACACCGAGUUAGAUAUGGAGAAAGAUCGAGUAGGAUUUGCUUUGGCGAAAAAUAUAUAGAAUUUAUCAAAAUGUGUAGAAAAUCUUUCAUUGUCAUCUUUUAUGGUAUACGUUAUUAUUAUUUUUUAAAUUAUUUGUUUAGUUUUCGGAAAGAAAAAAAUUUAAUCUUUUUUAAUCGCCAAUCGACAAGGUUCGCUUAUUAUGUCAAUGUAAAAUUUUGCGUAAUAUCUACAUAUCUGUGCGUUAAUUUUCAACAGCAAUACUUUAUCGAAAGUAGCUGAUAUAAGCUUAUUACUAAUCAGAAUGCGAAUUUUUGCAAACAGUGUCAUUUGCUAAGAUCAUUGUUGAACAUUUGUAUAUUGUAAGAAAUAAGCAGUAGAUCUGAUUGUUCCGAA